Messenger RNA from Pogona vitticeps (central bearded dragon), 499 nucleotides. Lineage: Eukaryota; Metazoa; Chordata; Lepidosauria; Squamata; Agamidae. The record is from RefSeq and is a predicted model, not a curated record.
CUGCGCUUGAGGAGGCGACAGCUGCUGGGUGAUGGGCCUGACUCUGAGCUUCAGCAGCCAUCAUCAUCUCCCGGGACGGUGGUGGAAGCCACCAACACGGAAACUACUAUCAAAGAGAAGCCUCUUCCCAGACUAAACCCCCACUCUGCCUUCUGGAUCCUGGCCUCCAUCGCCACGACCUACUACGCUGAAUUUUUUAAGAAUGUGAAAGAGAUGAUUCUUCAAGAAAACUGGUGGUUUAUGCUUGGCAGCUUUUUACUGAUGAUCAGCCUCUCUGUGGCCUUUUAUUGCAUCUUCUAUCUUGAGUGGUAUCGGGGCAUUAAGGACUACGAUGCCCACUACCCGGCCCUGAUUCCAGUCACCACGGCCAGUUUUAUCGCGGCCGCCGUGUGUUUUAACAUUUCCUUAUGGCCUGUGUGGUCUUUCGUCACUCCUCUUGUGCUCUUCGUCCAGUUCAUGGGGGCUGUGAUGCUGGUGUCGCUCUUGGGCUGAAAAAAAA